Ailuropoda melanoleuca (giant panda) is the source of this 1623-nucleotide messenger RNA. RefSeq names its product spliceosome associated SDE2 (gene SDE2). Gene Ontology annotation, cellular component: nucleus. The transcript has 7 exons. The record is from RefSeq and is a predicted model, not a curated record. The coding region runs from base 70 to 1440 and encodes 456 amino acids. Lineage: Eukaryota; Metazoa; Chordata; Mammalia; Carnivora; Ursidae.
CCAUCAAGACGCGCCGGGCGGGUGGUAGAGCUCUGUCCCCGGGACCUGGAGGGCCGGGAGGUAGCCGAAAUGGCGGAGGCUGUACCGCUGGUGUGGGUUCGCGGCCCCGGCUUCGGGUGCGAGGCGGUGCGGUGUGCCUCGGCCCGGUGCUCCGUACGAGAUGUGAUCCACCGACACUGUCAAGAUCGGGAUGUUCCAGUGGAAUGCUUCUUUGUGAAGUGCAAUGGAUGCCUUGUGGACGUCAGUGACGGAGUGCGGCUCGGCGCCGUGUAUAGUCUGGAACCCAGGCUCUGUGGAGGAAAAGGAGGGUUUGGAUCUAUGCUCCGAGCGCUUGGUGCCCAGAUUGAGAAGACAACCAACCGAGAAGCUUGCCGGGACCUCAGCGGGAGGAGGCUACGAGAUGUCAACCAUGAGAAAGCGAUGGCUGAGUGGGUGAGACAGCAGGCUGAGCGGGAGGCCGAGAAGGAGCAGAAGCGCCUGGAGCGGCUGCAGCGGAAACUCACCGAGCCCAGGCACUGCUUCACCAGCCCCGCGUAUCAGCAGCAGUGCCAUGAGAUGGCCGAGCGCCUGGAGGACUCCGUCCUCAAAGGUAUGCAGGCUGCCUCCAGCAAGAUGGUUUCCGCUGAAAUCGGUGAGAGUCGGAAAAGACCCAACCAAUCAGAAACAGACGGAGGAGCCCGUGCGGGGAAAAGGAAGUGCUUUUGGUUGGGCAUGGAAGGGCUGGAGACAGCGGAGGAGUCCAGCUCGGAGACCUCAGAUGAUGACCGGGAAGAAGCUCCUAGUACUUCAGGCACGAGCUCACAUGCUGCAGACAGCGGCCUCGGUGGCGCGGAGUCAGCAGCUGGGUCUCCCCACUGCUGUCCGGGGCUGGGCGUGGCCAGCACAGCCUCUUGCUCCCCAGAGCCACUGCCGGCCCCAGGGACGGCCUCUGGGUGUGCGGUCUCCGCAGAUGUGUGUGCUGAAUCGGGACAGAUCUCUGCUGAGGGGCUUGUGAACAGGACAAUGGCCACAGAACCCGAGAAGAGCCGGGAGGAGGGGCGUGGGGCAGAGGGCGAAGAGCCCGCAGGAGAGGAGACGGCAGGGGCUGGACGGACCCCGGAGACAGAGCCAGAGGCGGAGGAGGUGGCCGAUGGGGACAGAGCUGCCGAGGCUGCGCCUGGAGAGGCAGGGGCAAGCGAGCCCGCUGCCAGACUGGAGGGAAGCCAGUCAGGAAAUACGGAUACUGGUCAGCAAGCUCUGGAUUUGCUGGCCUUCAGCUCCACGGCAGAGCUGGAGGCACUGGGUUUGGACAGGCUCAAGUGUGAACUCAUGGCCCUGGGACUGAAAUGUGGGGGCACCCUGCAGGAGCGUGCAGCCAGGCUCUUCUCCAUCAGGGGCCUGGCAAGGGACCAGAUCGACCCGGCUCUAUUCGCCAAACCUUUGAAGGGGAAGAAGAAAUGAAUUUCAUCGGAGCUGGUUUCCUAUUUCUUCAUAGUCUGGCGUUUGUAACCUGAAUAAUGUUGACUCCUGGCCAUUAUUCCUGUUGAUAUUAAAGCUGACUUUUUAAUGACCUAAUUCUGACCAUCCUCUUUUUUCGUUACUGUAUGUAUAAAAUUAAUGUGUGAAAUCAUCUGGGCCUGCAGU